UCCUGGCACGAAGGCUCUCAGGGUCCGCGGCGGCCGGCGACUCGAGCGGCGACUGUCGCGGUGCAGAGGUGCUCGCAGCUCGAGCCUCGAGCGAGCAGUUGUCACGGAGACGUAGUCGAGAGAGGUCGUGCCGCGCCGGCACCGCCGCGCCGCGCUAUGACGCGCGAGUACUCUCGAGUUCAGGAGUUCUACCUGCAGCUGCACGAGCUGCAGCCGCCCCUGCACUACCACCAUUUCGACUUGCAUGGGUCGGUUGCGGGCUCGUCGCCGGGCUACGAGCUGACGGCGGGCGCGGGCUCGGCGGGCGGCGAGGGCGCCGUGCCGCACGCGCCGCACGCGCCGCACGCGCUGCCGCACCCGCCCGCACACGUCGAGCCGCGGAAGAGGAAGGGACCGCCAUAUUGUGUCAGCUCGGAUGGGUAUGAGUUGUCGAGCUGCGAGGCGGGGCUGUCGGCGCCGCCCGCGCACCCCGCGCCGCCCGCGCACCCCGCGCCGCCCGCGCAUCCCGCGCACCCCGCGCACUCCGCGCACCCCGCCGGCCCGCUGCCGCAGCCCGCCAGCGCCACGCGCAAGAGGAAACCGUCUUCCUACUCUGGCACCACCUAUGAUGACGACGGCGGAGAAGACGCAAGGUCUACCCGCACUUUACCUGAUAAAAAGCAGAACCACAGCGAGAUCGAGAAGCGGCGGCGCGACAAGAUGAACACGUACAUCUCGGAGCUGAGCGCGAUGGUGCCGAUGUGCGGCGCGAUGGCGCGUAAGCUGGACAAGCUGACGGUGCUGCGCAUGGCCGUCCAGCACCUGCGCUCGGUGCGCGGCGCGCUGUCGGCCGGCCCGCUGGCCGCGCGCCCGCGCCCCGCCUUCCUCUCGGAGCGCGAGCUCAACGCGCUGCUGCUGCGCGCCGCGCAGGACUGCUUCCUCAUGGUCGUGGGCUGCGACCGCGGCCGCCUGCUCUACGUCUCCGCCAGCGUCACGCGCAUGCUGCACUACGACCAGUCGGAACUGCUCGGGCAGAGCCUGUUCGACAUCCUGAACCCGAAGGACGUGUCCAAGGUGAAGGAGCAGCUCUCGUCGUCCGAUCUCAGCCCGCGAGAGAGACUCAUCGACGCUAAGACGAUGUUGCCAGUGAAGGCGGACGUGGUGUCGGGCGCGUCGCGGCUGUGCCCGGGCGCGCGCCGCUCGUUCUGCUGCCGCAUCAAGUGCCGCCAGGAGCGCUCCGACGAGGUCAAGGAGGAGGACAAGGCGCGUAAGAAGACCAACGAGAGGAAGUACUGCGUCGUGCAGUGCACCGGGUACCUGAAGUCGUGGGCGCCGGCGGAGAUGUCGGAGUCGGGCGGCGCGGGCGGCGCGGGCGGCGCGGGCGGCGCGGGCGAGGCGGGCGGCGAGGAGGACGCGUGCACGCUGUCGUGCCUGGUGGCGGUGGGGCGCGCGCUGCCCGCGCCCGCGCCGCCCGCGCCGCCCGCGCCGCUGCCGCAGUUCGUCUCGCGGCACGCGCCCGACGGCAAGUUCCUCUUCGUCGACCAGCGGGUGACGCUGGCGCUGGGGUUCCUGCCGCAGGAGCUGCUGGGCACGAGCCUGUACGAGUACGUGUGGGCGGGCGAGCUGGGCGUGGUGGCGCGCACGCACAAGGCGGCGCUGCUGCGGCGCUCGCCCGCGCGCACCGGCCCCUACUGCUUCCGCCGCAAGGACGGCCUCUACGCGCGCCUCGACACGCACUUCAAGCCCUUCCGCAACCCCUGGACCAAGGAUGUAGAGAGCCUGGUGGCCAACAACACAGUGGUGGCAAUUACCGCCGAGCCGCCGACCGACACCGGGUUCGAUACCGAGGCCUACAAGAACUCUAUGCCUCAUACGGCCGUGUCUUCGCGCUCAGACGGCGACGAGGUCCUGACUGAGGCGGACGUGGAGAUGCAGCGUCUGAUCGACUCGCAGCUGGAGUCGCACAAGGUGGGCUCCACCAUCGCCGAGGAGGCGCUGCGCCGCUCCUCCGCCGACUUCUCGCCCGACCUGCCCGCCGACCUGCUGCAGGACGCGCUCUUCGGCCACCAGUCGAGCCUGGUGGAGAGCGUGCUGGGCGCGGAGACGGCGCCGGUGCGCAACAACGUGGCGCUGAGCGCGGCGGGCCCGCCGGCCGGCACGCCGCCGCCCGCUUCGCCCGCCUCGCCCGCUUCGCCGCCGCUGCCCAUCGACGGCAACGGCGAGGCGGCCAUGGCGGUCAUCAUGAGCCUGCUGGAGGCGGACGCCGGCCUCGGCGGCCCCGUCAACUUCUCCGGCCUGCCCUGGCCGCUCCCCUAGAUCCCGCCCGCUCACCGGCGCUCACCGUUUGGACUUGUGCUGUUCGUGAAAUUUUCUCCGCUAUCUUUCUGUUGCGAUCAGUAAUUUUUAAAUAUUUAUGUUUAAACAGAAUUAAAAAUCAUCGAAUUUCUAUGUUAUACAUCGGAUUCAAUAUUGGGAAAGUUAAACAUCUUUUAUAUACGAUUAUUACUUAUUUGUUGUAGCGUUGGGAGGGUGCUGUAUCGUUUCUAAUGUCUUACUGCCGUAUAGAGCUUUACCUAUUCUAGUUAUACUUUUAAAUUAUUUUUUGUGUACGAUUUAUCAUCGUAUCGUUUGAAUUAUCUAAAUGUGUUAUUCCUCGCCUCUCAUCGGUAACCAAUCGAAUACAGCACUAUUCCUGACUUACUAUUCUAUCAGUUUAAAUAUAGUUUAGUUCUAUAAUGUUCAAUACAAAUGAAGUAUGCAAGAUGUAUAACUCUCAGAAUGUAAAACAUCAACGUGAACAUUCAUGAUAAUAGUACAUCGCACGAGUAUUUACUUUAUUAGUAACUUGAAUUUAUAUGUAUAUAAUAUAUACAUAUAAAUUCAAAUUCCUUUAUCAACAUAUUUUCAUCACAAUUUUCUUCUUUUUAACUAAAUUUAACCUGCGGUAGACCAUUUAGUUUGGAAUGAAUCCAUUGUUUGAUAAUUUUCACUUAAUUUUUAGUAUACAUAAAAUUUUGUUUAUUGUGAUGACUUUGUUUGCGGCCUUAUACCUACAUGGGGCAACUUUCGCUCAAAGAGUCUGUCUCGUGAGAGCAUCACGCACAGUUCGUCUUUUAGAUUUGUAUGUGUUUGGUUCCUUGUCGUUUCGCCGAAAGUGGGAUUCAAAACUGAAUCUCGCUGUCACAGUAUAGUCGAGACAGCUUACAUUUCGAUAUGCUGUUUAAUAAUUUAGGCUCAUUUUAAAGUAGACAUUGAAUAGCAUCCAAUUGAAAACCAGUUCACUAACAGCUUACAAUAAUGUGUACAAUAUAUUUUAUUCUCUGAAUUGAGACGAUAUCCGGCUUAAGGUUCACGUCUUAUACGGGAACAAUUGAACGGUAAAUUUUAGUUUUUUUCUUAACACAGACGUAUCUCUCGAGACGUUUUGAGUUGUUGCUGAGAGUUUCAAGUCACAACCCAUGUAUAGGAAAUGUAUGUCUGGUUCGAAAUAAAUGGACGGCCAUCGACGAGUGGUACCACUUCAAGUGGUACCAACAGGUAGAUACCCGUUACAUUCAGUACAAAGAUUUAGUUGCGAGUUUGCGGACGAGUCUAUGCGGAGUUGAGCCCGCGCCGGUAAACACACCAACGUAGAGGAUAGACAGAGGAGCGCAGGAGUCGCUUUACCGGCGCGGCUCGUAGUUACUACACGUUAGGAUACGACUUUGAGCUGUGAUUUUAUUUAUAUUGCGUUUAGGUUGCAAUGGCGUUAGGGAUGUUUCUGAGGACUCUGCGAACGCAUAAUCUUCCAUUACUCAACCUUUAAUUAUUUUUAGAGUAAUGAUCAUUAGGUCAAUCGAAGUAGGACUCCUCAAAAUAACCUUAACCUAUAUUAUUAUAGUUUAAAUUUCCUUUAACUUUGUAUAAAUAUAGCGCAUGAUGUUUUGUUGGUAGCCAGCCGUAUACCGAACAGCCGUAAAGUACAUUCGUUAUAAACAUCACAAUAAGAUUUGCUGUUUUGAAUUUUGUUGUAUUUGUAAGUUGCUGUCGUCGGCUGGCUAUUGAACGAUGUCCUCUUCACACGCGCCCGAAACCCGACACCGUGCGUGUGUGUAGGCCCUAAUGCUAUGUAACUCUUCGGCCAUGUUUAUUUACCAGAUCUUUUCUUAUCAUGUUUAGUGCAAUUCAAUGGCCAUAUCUUAAUUUAUUGAUAAUAAUAUUAUUGUUAGUUAAUGUUAAAUUCUCAAUGUUGAACAGGGGACGUCCACAAUGAUUAUUUAUAGCUUGAUUAUUGUUUUGAUGAACUUUGCAUAAUUAUCUUUUGUGUUUGGAUUCCGUAUAACUUGAAAUCUUAUGUAUCUUAUGUAUAUUUAAAUUACGUGUAUCAAAGUAUGUCCGCUUGACGGCAACAAGAUAUCGCCCCGCGUAUUAUAUUAUUUUAUUUUAUUUCGUAUUUAAACCUGAAACAUUAGCUAUGAUCAUAAAUGUAAGACUCGAGGGCGUCCCGCAGCUGCGUGCUGUAACUUAAUAGUUAAUCUCUAGCUAUAAAGCAGUAUUUUUAAAUGAUUUCAAAACUGUUAAAUAUCACAAUAUGGAAUAUUUUGAUAUUAGCUAGGUGUUUAUAGUUAAGGUGCAAUUUGUUGUAUUGAAAUAUUAUUUCGCGACGAGAUGUCUCGUCGUUUGUAAAUAUUUAUUUAGAUUUUUAUUUUUGUUCUGUGCCCAUUGGCCGAUGUAACACUGGAGCUAUUGUUUCUUUUAGGAGAAUUAAAAAUAUUAAUUAAUAUUUAAAAUUAAAAUUAAUCUCUAUACUACGUGAUGUCGACCACAAUAUAGUAGUAAGAAAUUGUUAUUUUUCGUCAGAAGGUUAUCAAUGAUAGUUCCAGUGCGACUGGAAUGCUGUAUUGUUGUUUAUUCAAAUUAAAUAUGUUUUUC
This is a messenger RNA of Zerene cesonia (dogface butterfly), 4890 nucleotides long. RefSeq names its product protein cycle (gene cyc). Gene Ontology annotation, cellular component: cytoplasm; nucleus; transcription regulator complex. The record is from RefSeq and is a predicted model, not a curated record. Gene Ontology annotation, biological process: regulation of transcription by RNA polymerase II. NCBI's taxonomy places the organism in Eukaryota, Metazoa, Arthropoda, Insecta, Lepidoptera, Pieridae. Gene Ontology annotation, molecular function: RNA polymerase II cis-regulatory region sequence-specific DNA binding; protein dimerization activity; DNA-binding transcription factor activity, RNA polymerase II-specific. Bases 157 to 2295 code for a protein of 712 amino acids. The transcript is spliced from 12 exons.